Schistocerca nitens (vagrant locust) is the source of this 1273-nucleotide messenger RNA. It is a transcript of the gene cN-IIIB, whose product is annotated as 7-methylguanosine phosphate-specific 5'-nucleotidase. The transcript has 8 exons. Bases 207 to 1103 code for a protein of 298 amino acids. Gene Ontology annotation, cellular component: cytoplasm. NCBI's taxonomy places the organism in Eukaryota, Metazoa, Arthropoda, Insecta, Orthoptera, Acrididae. The record is from RefSeq and is a predicted model, not a curated record. Gene Ontology annotation, molecular function: magnesium ion binding; 5'-nucleotidase activity.
UUGGAGUAGCGGCACAGCUGUUUUUGGCAACGUACAGAAUGUCGCUGGCGACUUGAAAGUGACAAAGGCAGCAAAUAGAUUGGCGUCUAUGAGUCGUUUAUUUAUUGUUUAUCUUCUGUGGGAUUAACGUAGUUAUAAUCAUUGUCCAACUGAUGUCUUAAGCCGUGAAUCAAGACUGUUGGUAAAAAUUGCCGUUUUGGUGUAAAAUGAAAGACAUAAAGGCUGGGAAGAAGAUAAGGAUCGAAGACGUAAAGGCCUUAUUAAGUAGAGCUGUUCACAUUAAGGACAAAAAUCAUGUCGAGGAGAUGGUCAACAGGAUUAUCAGUGAUGGGAAGGAUAAAUUGCAGAUAAUACUUGAUUUUGACCAAACACUGACAAAACAACAUGUCAAUGGAAAUCGAUGUCUCACAAGUUUUGGUAUCUUUGGAGAGUGCAAGCAGUUGCCUAGUAGUUAUAAAGCAGAUUCCAGUGCUCUUUACAGAUAUUAUCGAGCACUGGAGAUUGAUCCAAAGUUGACCAGAGAACAGAAAAUGGAAUACAUGUUGGAAUGGUAUAUCAAAGCUCAGGAUCUCCUGAGAGGUUAUGACUUUGACUGUCAAGAGAUUCAUGAAGUUGUUGCACAGACUAGAGUUCCUCUCAGGGAUGGCUCCGACAUGAUGCUUAAAGCAUUGGAUGAAGCAAGUAUUCCAGUAUUAGUUUUCUCAGCUGGUCUGGGAGACAUAGUUUCUGCCAUCCUCAAGUAUCAUGGGGCACUUCGAAAAAAUGUGCAAGUUAUAUCCAAUUUUCUUAAUUGGGAAGGCUCACAGCUGAAUGGCUUCAAGGGGAAUGUUAUACAUGCAUAUAACAAAAAUGAACAUGCCAUUGAAAACAGUGAUUAUUUCCAGCUGGUCACAAACCGUCCAAACGUCAUAUUAAUGGGUGAUGUCGUAGGAGAUGCAGGUAUGGCAGAGGGCGUGCACAGUCCAAAUGCAAUACUGAAAAUAGGUUUUCUGUAUGACAAGGUUGACGAGUGCUUAGAAGAAUAUUUAAAUCAUUUUGACAUUGUUCUUGUAGACGACCAGACUAUGAAUGUAAUUAAUGCUUUGCUACAACUUAUUAUUUAACAAAGUAUGUGCUGUGAACUUUUUAACUUUUUUUACCCUCAUGACAUGAAGCUUUAACUGCACAAAAUAGUGAGAUUUUUCCUUUUUCUUGUAUAUAUUAAACUAAAGUUAAAUGUCAGCGGUGACUGACUUUCUAAAAGUCUAUAAUAAAUAUUUUUAUUUUCCUUAAA